UUGUCCUUCUUCCUGAUAGAAAACAACAAGCAGACUAUAAAAGCAGGAGUCAGAGGGGGAGGAGGCUUGUUUUUGUUCGAGGAGUUGCAAGAGUGAAGAACUGAGCAGAGGAAAAGAACUUUCAGACUAAAGGAUUUGGGGCAGUGGAGUAAGGAGGAUGCGGGUGUACCUCCCCCUGCUCCUCACUCUCUGCCUGGUCCAUGGGGGCGGAGCAGAGAGUGACGGAGAUGGGCGUCUAUGUCGGCUACCGCCAUCCUGGAAAAUAGGGGAGGUGGAGCCCAUGAAGGGGACGAUGGGUCAGGUGACGGUGGUGGCGUUGUUGCAAGCCAGCUGACUGUUCUGUCUGGUGCAGGCUGCCAGUAUGGAUGGCUUGCGCCAAAGCCUGGAGGGUCAGGGGUUGAAGAAUGUGGCCUAUAUGGUCGUUAACCACCAGGGGGUGGUGGCACAACGCGUGCACAGCAUGCUUGAAGCGAGACUGUCCGAGAACAUCACACUUUACAAACAGGACGAGCAGCAGACAGAUGUCUGGCAGACACUGAACGGUGACAAGAACGACUUCUUAAUCUAUGACAGGUGCGGUCGUCUCACCCACCACAUUUCCCUGCCAUACUACGUCAUCUCACAUGGUCAUGUUGAAAGAGCAAUCAAAGACACCUACUGCAACCACAUCUGUGGGAUCUGCACACACGAGAGUCCUGAGACUCCAGAGGAGUGCACACAGACAGCAGUACCGCAGCCUGACGCGGAUGCGUCAGCAGCUGAAGGACACGGUCAGGGUCAUGACCACGACCACCAUCACGGGCGUCAUCACGGUCAUGGGGGUGCUCACGAUUUUCACCCACGUGGCUUAGGCUACGGCCAUCAUCACCACCAUGGUCAUCACCACGGUGGUGAUGAUGGCACUGGUCAGCACCACAACCAUGGUCACGGUCAGAGAAGCCACGAUUUCUCUAGACAUGAUGGGCAUCACUCUGCAGAUCCAGACCUGAUACAGCAUGUAAUGCAGGUGCAGCUAAUGCCGCAGGAGGAGGCUCAGGGAGCCCCUGUGAGGUCCUGAGACCAGACCAGGGUCAAAUGAAAGUCAAAGUACAGCUGACAACUGUCGGCAGGCUCUGACGGUCAGACCUCCGCCCAGCUUACCUGAUGCUGACACUGACGUAGGCUGUUUGAGUCAACAGGAGGCCAGCAGCCCGUCGGUCUGUGACACUGUGAGGAGGGGCUGCCCGCCUCCUGAUGGUGACACAGACUGACAGGUGACGUGACUGACAAUGUCAGGGAGACCUGACAGUGACGCUCUCCUCUUGUUGACUGACAGCAGAAUCAGCCAGCACCAUGAGCCUGACCUCCAGGUGUUGUGAGCUGAGGAUGAGAGCAGCUGUAAGCUGGUUCUCAUGUUUAUCAGCUGACAACACCGUGAACGGUCAGGUGACCUUUUACCAACAAGUAUUUCCCUGAGAAAGACUAGGACUCACAACUGGCUGCACAAAGACCAGAUUAGACCUUGAAUUAGCCUGUGACUGGAAGUAUAUCCUUUCGGUCACAGUCUAACUAUAAACAUUUUUGUCAGUGUGCAGCCCUCGUUCUUUCUCAGGCGUUCGUGUGGUAGUCAUGUUUAAAAACCUUCUUCUCUGUUUCCCUCGCUCCUUCCUUUAUGAAUGCAGGCGUGGAAACUACGCUCUAGUGGCGUCUGUAUGAUGUCAGGCAGGAGAGAGCAGAGAGGAGAGUUUCAGGAAACAUGAUAAACAACUAAAACUUUUAAAUAAAUGACUAUGACUAGAGGAUUAUUAUAGAGAAACCUGAAGACCGUAGAGAAAUGCCAGAUAAACAACAACAACAACAAAGGGAGUAUAAGAGAAGACAAAGAUAGGAAGGAUAAAAUAGUAACUUUGUAUGUGUCACAUGUUAUUAAUCACAGUUUCUCAGCACAUUUAAUGGCAGUAAUUAUCAUGUACGACUCACUCUUUGUUUAGCUAAUAAGAUCCAUGGGCUUAAAUGUGUCUUUUUUCCAGCUUCGGUGUUUCUAUUUUAAUUGUGUGAAUGUCUGUUUUUUUUCUCAACCAUUAGUAUGAGAUCAAGUUAAAGAAAAAAAAGUCACACUUUCAGACCAAUUUCUUUUUUUUUUUUUUAACAAAGCCUCAUUCGUUGUGAAGGAAUGGAAUACGAGAGGGAACGAAUAUCUGAUGGAAUACACUCUGUACUUAAUGAUGGUUUCUCUGGAAAGACGACGGUCACCUAGAAACCUGAUGACUGUAUAGGGAAUUGUGUUGAGUUAAUGCUGAGUGUCAAAGACAGAUGAUUAAAGGCUGAUGAGCUUUGUCA
Cynoglossus semilaevis (tongue sole) is the source of this 2319-nucleotide messenger RNA. RefSeq names its product selenoprotein P (gene selenop). The record is from RefSeq and is a predicted model, not a curated record. The transcript has 5 exons. Lineage: Eukaryota; Metazoa; Chordata; Actinopteri; Pleuronectiformes; Cynoglossidae. Gene Ontology annotation, cellular component: extracellular region. Gene Ontology annotation, molecular function: selenium binding. Gene Ontology annotation, biological process: selenium compound metabolic process.